Glarea lozoyensis ATCC 20868 is the source of this 1545-nucleotide messenger RNA. Its product is annotated as Protein kinase-like (PK-like). Gene Ontology annotation, molecular function: ATP binding; protein serine/threonine kinase activity. Gene Ontology annotation, cellular component: cytoplasm. The record is from RefSeq and is a predicted model, not a curated record. The transcript is spliced from 7 exons. NCBI's taxonomy places the organism in Eukaryota, Fungi, Ascomycota, Leotiomycetes, Helotiales, Helotiaceae. Gene Ontology annotation, biological process: protein phosphorylation. Bases 1 to 1545 code for a protein of 514 amino acids.
AUGGCAUUAAAUUUGGCCGGCCCACCCCGCCACUAUACGAAUCCGGAAAGAAACCGAGUACGACUCAAAAGUUACAACACUUUUCACCCCGAAGACCGUGCUUUCAUCAAAGGCCUCCCAGAGCACCAGGAUGUACCAGCAGGAUAUCGUACAACACCAUGGCCACGCACCCCACCUAUCGCUGUCGCUGGAAAUGACAUAUUUCCUGGCUAUAGCUCUGCGGGAGUGCUUGAUACGCUGAGAAGACCUCACAGGACAGCAGAACGCCGGGAUUGGUUGGCUAGCACCAUUGAGGAGUUGGCUACGAGAACUGCUGCAGGUGCAGUUGGGCAGUGGAGAUGCAUUUCAAUUCUGGGUAGCGGGAUCUCAGGCAAAGUAGGACUUUGGAGAUAUGACGGCGGCGACGACAAUGAUAUAGCCGUUCCCAGGGAAGUUGCUGUCAAGCAAAUCCAAACCCUGAGAAUUGGCGGAAUGGAUUACACCGAAGAAGCGGGCUACCACCAAAUGUUUUCAAACACAAAUUCUUGUCACAUAGUGCAUUUCCAUGCCUCCGACAUAAUCACCCCGCAAGAUGUUCAGACGAUGACGGCUAACCCCAAUUCAAAGGAGUACGUCCUUCCUGCAGUUGCAAAUACUUGGCUACAACUGCGAAGGAGGAUUAUUAUGGAAUACUGUGAAUUGGGCAGUUUAUACGACUUGCUUGAGAGAAGAGACAUAGAGAGUGAGCCAUUUCAUGAAGAAACCCUUUGGAAGUUUUUUGAAUGCUUAGUCGAUGGCAUAUCGGUCCUUUCUGAGGGCGUAAACUAUGUUUGGGAUCAAGCUACGGAUCAAGCCCAAGCCCAAGAACUAGGACCAGCGGGCCCAUGGGUACAGCACGUUCAUUUUGACAUGAAACCCCACAACAUUAUGUUGGGAGAACGGGAUGCGCAACAUCCGGACACCCCAAUUCUGAAGCUUGCCGACUUCGGACUUACCGAAGAGGACUGGGCAAUCUCUGGCAUAGCGGGUAUCUACGGCACUGCAACUAACGUCUGGGCCAUCGGAUUCCUUAUGUACUCUAUGAUCCACCUCGCUACCGGGUGGAGACCACCUUUAGACGCCUUCCUGCCCACCUUCAUGAUCAACGGUGGUCCAGCUCGCGGGAUCACCUACGGAGAAUCCAUAACCACAGACUCUCCUAUCUCGGUUCAGCUCAGAGAUCUCAUUUUUGAAUGUCUAUACAUGGAUCCUGCCCACAGACCCAGUUUGAGAGAUAUCAAAGAAAGAGUGUGUAGAGGUCUUGAUGCACAUGUAACAGCGAGGAAUCAUGUGGGAGACCAGCCAGAAGGGUGGGAUCGAUUCAUCGAGCGGAGGAGGAGACCUUCGUGGUCGAGAGUACGAAGGCGGCGCAGGAGGAGUUUCUUCCCGGGGUGUGGGAGACGUCGGCAGAGGACGAAAGCUGAGGAUGAUGCAGCCUAUGUUCCCGGUGGGAUAUUUAGUCAGGGAGAGAGGGUGGGGGCUAGGAAUAGGGAUGAUUUGGUGGGCUUUGAUUCGGAUGAUAGUUAG